CCAAAGUCCAACAUGGCAUGCCUGUGAUUUCAGGAAGUGACUUGAAGGGAUCUCGUGGAGAAAUCGCUGCAUAAACAGUGUGUGUUUCAGUGAUGGAGAUCAGCAUUGUGUUGCUGUGUGUGACGCUAGCAGCCAGUGUGACACCAGCGUCUUCUGCAGCAGAGCCAGGUAUCAUAGAGAGCCUCCUACUGGCCACCAACCAGCGUCCAUGGCUCUGGGGUGUCUAUGUCUUCACUGUGGGACUUCCCAUCAUUCUCUUCAUCAGCCUCAUGUGGCCUGACAUGCGGUUUGGGCCUCCUGAUCAAGAGUAUUACUACAAGAAGUGUGAUGAUGCUCAACCAGACGAUCCUGACACCUCACAGUGGACAGAGCCGUUACAAACCAAAGCCGGAGAAACAGUAACAAGGAGAAGGGAAACUCAGGGUAACCAGAAGAAGUCAGACUUAGAAUCCUGAAGAGCCUACAAGAGGAUGGAAUCUUUGGCCAAUCUCACUGAUGACUGGACAAAACAACAAAGACUGAAUACUGAAGACUAACUAAUUCAUUAUAUUGUAUUAUGGCUUUUCUUCAGGUCAAUUUAUAAUUCUAAAAUUAUAAAUAUAUAUUGUAGAUAUUUCUAAAUAUUUCAAUUUGGUAGAUUACAGUAUUUUAGUGCACAUACUGUACAUGAAGUAAGGCAGAUGAAGACAUGGAGAUGAACUAAUAAAAAGU
Molecule: messenger RNA, 711 nt
Organism: Hippoglossus stenolepis (Pacific halibut)
Lineage: Eukaryota; Metazoa; Chordata; Actinopteri; Pleuronectiformes; Pleuronectidae
Product: calnexin
Exons: 6
Coding region: 93-455 (120 amino acids)
Source: RefSeq, a predicted model, not a curated record